CGAUUUCAAGGGACUUCUCUCCCACUGCUCCCACUAGCAAAACCCAGCAGCGAAAGGACAAUCCAGUCGAACAAGUAAAGAACUCGGUACUGACCAUGACACCCUUUUGCGCGCUCCUGUAUUACACUGUUAUUUAGUAUGUCUGAUAAAAUUAGGUUUAAAGCACGCAAACUAUCCUCAUGAGCCUCAAAAACCGUUCUUAGCCGACUUGUUACGGAGAGUAGCCGACGGCUACGGACUGUCAUAGUAGCCGACGACUACGGGAGCUUGUGUUAAAUUAUCUCUAUCGUUUGGAGGUUUUAGGAGGCCUGCCGAUUAGUUCAGCUCCCAGGGACUGCUGCCUGACAAAUCGAGCAUGUUGGGGCGAGCUCACACGAAAGCUUGAUGAUAGAUAGUAUACUAUCAAACAUGAAAGAUGGUUCCCCAACGCACAAAAAAGCUACUAAGGCUUGAGCGAGAGUGCGCUACCGCAAACGCCACUUGUCUGUGGCGGCCUUGUGGUUUCAAUUAAUCUGAUUAUGAGAUUGGUAGUGAUGCAAUUGUCUGGCACACUAUAGGAGACCCUGAAGCCUUUGGGGGACGCGAUGCCGCUCAGCGUCUGAGUGCGUGAGAAGCGAGUAAUUCGCCCUUGAUUCAGCUCUCCGGAAAGAGCAAAUACUUACAGAUACGUGGAGGCCAGGGCAAGGUCGCUUCAGAGUGACGCCUCGUCGGCGCCAAGGCGAAAAUGAACGAGGGCCCUGCCGGUGGAGGGGACCAGGUGCAAAUAUGUAAGGUCCAAGGCUGCACGCGCCGGAUGCAAAAUGAGAAGCAGUACUACCGGCGCUACGGCGUGUGUGAAAACCAUUUGCGCGCGCUUGAGCUUCUAGUCGAUGGGCGGAUGCAGCGGUUCUGCCAGCAGUGUGGCAAGUUCCAGGACAUCACCGAAUUCGACGACGUGAAGAGGUCAUGCCGCACACAGUUGGCCCGCCACAGCUUGCGCCGCCGCAUUAAGCUGUCGCAGAGGCGGCAGCAACAGCAACAGCAACACGACGACGAUGACAACAUGGACACAGAUGAAGGCGUGGCCGGCGGCGGCGGAGAGCUAGCGACGGGUGGCAUGGGUAACACGGAGCGCACCGCCGGUGCGGCGGUUGCUGCCGGUGGCCGGGAGGGCGAGGCAGCGAUCCUGCAACAACUGCAACAGCUACAGCAGCAGACAGACCUGCAGCUGUUGGCUACUGGCGCUGCUGCUGUGAAUGCAGCAGGCGCCGGCAGCUGGCAGUUGGGUGCGACAUCUGUCACGGCAGCGGGCGCUGGCACUGCCGCCGCCGUGGCGGCUGCUGGCGGCGGGGCGCUUGAUCUGGGUCAGUGGCUCCCGUCCGCCGUGGGAAGCCCUCAGCUGCCUGGCGGCUCCGCAACGGGAAGAGCAGCAGGCGCUAGUGGUACAUUAACUGCGGCCGGGGCCGGCGCCGGCACGGCUGACGGCAGUGGCAGCGGGUUCUUUCUUGACCUGGCGGCUGCGCCCGGCACAGACCUGCAGCAGCAGCCACAGCAGUCGCAGCAGCGGCGGAUUUCGCUUGCGCUGGGUUGCGGUAGCAGUGUUGACGUGGGCGGCGGGCUGCUGCCUGAUGACGCGGCGCCGGUGCGCCUGGUGGCUCCACAGCUGCUGGCCACACAGCAGGAGCGGCAGAAGACGUCAGCGGAUGGAGGACUGGUCAGCAUAACGCGUCGUCGCAGCCGGGGCAGCAACAGCGGCACUGGCCCUUUCACGGCUGACGGCAGCGCCGGCCUGACGCCGAUUGCCGCCGCCGCCGCUGCAGCCGCUACUACUGCCACAGCAAGCGGCAGUAGCCAGCAGCAUGGCGCCACCGGCACCGGUGCCCGCACCUUUGCGCACGUGGCCAUGUACUCGGACACGCUUCCACCAGCAGCUUCUGGGCCGCCUGUGGCUGCUGCUGUCAGUGGGGCAGCGGGCCCUCAGCAGCGGCCCCUGCCUGGGACAGUGGCGGGAGGCGCAUCGUUGUCUGCUGCUGCCGAUGGGUUGGAUGCGGGUAGAAACCGCAAAGGCCAUGUGCGUUUGGCGGACGUAUGCGAUGUGGCAGAGCUGGAGGUUGCCGUUGGCGUGCCCGCCCUCCAUAGCGGCGCUAGCGGCGGCGGCCCCGCUGCGGGGGCCGUUGGUGUGACGUUGGCGGCAGCAGCAGCAGCAGCAGGCGGCACGCAUGUGCCUGUUCAGGUCGGAGUGGUCAACAUGCAGCAGCCUCUGUCGCGGCAGCUGAACCCGCAGCAGUUUAGCUUGCACCACCAGCAGCAGAAUCCGCAACAGCAGGAGCAGCCGUCGCCGUUCUCACUACCACCGGGCGCAACUCACCACUCGCUUGGGAUGCACCAGCAGCUUCAGCCGCCGCUGCCGCCACCGCAGCAGCAGCCUCUGUUGCGUAACCAGCAGGACACCUCUCAGCAUCAGCAUUCGCACCAGCAGGCGGCGCAGCAGCAGGCAGCGCUAGCGGCGCAAAUGGCCCAACACGCUUUCAGUGCUAACCCCGCGUUCCAUGUGCCGCAAGAGACGGAAGCGUGGGCAAGCUCGCAAAGCGGCUCUGCAAUGCUCCGCAGUGGCAGCGGAGGUGGCGGUGAUAUGGUGCGUGGCGCGUCCGGCAGCUUUUCAGUUGGGGGGGCUCCUACCAUCGUCGGCGCAUUCCUGUCGAGACAGCAGGAGGUCAUUGCGAGCCAGCAGUUGUCCCUGGCCGCCGUCACGCAGCGCCAGCAACUGCAGGGGCCCAUCACGUACCAGCCGCCGCACGGCGGCAGCGCGGUAGGGGGGCUUCCCGCCGGACCCAACAGCGGCAGCGCUGCAGCAGGCGGCGCAGCGGGCGCUACAGCAGGUGCUGCUGCUACUGCUGCUGCUGCUGCUACUGCUGCUACUGCUGCUACAGCAGGUGCUGCUGCUACUGCUGCUGCUGCCGCACCCUCCCCGGUUGCCCAGCGCCUGAAUCAGUUCUCUGCGGUACAGGAGAUCCUGACGCAGCGCCUGGCGGAGCAGUCCAUCGUGCGCGAUGAGCGGCUGGACUCAGAACUGAACACGCUCCUGGACGAACUGGCGGCGGAGCAGGAGCGCGAGGAGAUGCGCAUGUUGCGGCAGCGGCAACAGCUGCACCAGCAGCAGCUGCGACAGCACCAGCAACAACAACAGCAGCUGCUGCUGAUGCACCAGCAGCAGCACCAACAGCAGGACAGGCGCUCGAGCAAUGCCACCACGGCAUACGGCAGCACCAGCAGCGGCUCAGCGGCGGGCGGGCGCGUCCUGCUCAGCGCAGCAGCGGCAGCGGUAGCCCUGGCUGCCACCGGCAUCAGCUCCGGCCCCCCAGCUUGGGCGUCUUCCUCAGCCGCCUCGACCUCAAACGGCUCUGCCGGCGCCACCUCCGGCUCUGGACCCACUUCGGGGUCUGACCACCUGACGGCGGGCCCGGCACCGUUGGCAUCAUCUGGGUCGGAGAUGCCGUUGCGCUUCCUGCAACAGCAGCAGCAGCAGCAGCAGCAGCAGCAGCAACAACAACAACAGCAACACCACCAACAACUGUUGCAGGCGCCGCAGCAACAGCUGUUGCACGCCUUACAGCCGCAGCAGCAGGAGAUGGGCGGCCUAGUAAGUGGCCUUCCCCCGCUGCUGGUCGGCAUGCAGCAGCAGCAGCAGCAGCAACAGCAGCAGCAGCAGCAGCAGGUCCCUUCCCUGUCAUUUGGCGCUAUGCCGCCGCCGUCUGCACUGCCGGCCGCUAGGGCUGCCCCCAUGGCUGCUGGCAUCACUGCUCGCACCGCGCUGCCGCCGCUUCAAGCCCCGAUGCAGCAGCAGCUGCACGCCGCGCCCGGCAGCAGCGGGGGCGGCAUGCCAUAUGGUGCGCAGCAGCCUCUAUGGUUGUUGCAGCAGCAGGCGGAUCCCUCGGCGGCAGCGGCCACCGCUACAGGAGCGGCGCCGAACAUGCAGCGGCAGCCCCUGAUGAUCAACGCGGGCAGCAGUGCCGGACCGCCCUACAGUGUUCAGGGCAUGGGGCUCAGCGGCGGCGGCAACAACGCUAUCCUGGCGCCUGGCGCCGGCGGCGGCGGCGUGCGGUGUGGCCCAUCGGGCGCUCCCUCAGGGAGCGACAGCGGCCCCGCUCCUCACACUCCGCUUUUGACGGACGACUUGCACCACCUGCACAGCGCACCACCGAUGAACAACGACGGAAGGGGCGACGGAAACGGAAAUGGCAAAAGGAGUGAAGCGGCGGCGGCGGGAGACCUGGGCGGUUGGGCACACAUUAUGGCUGCUGCAGAGGCCUGGGGUGCAGAUGAGCAGCAACAGCAGCCGCAGCCGCAGCUGGAGCGGCAAGUAGUGUCAGCACAAGGUCACCAGGUGUCUGAAGCUUUGCAGCGGGCUCCGGGCGUAAACAUGGACGGAAGCCGUGCGGGCGCUGACGAUGACAGCGAGCGCGCGCGGGUACGGCCGCGCUGGGGGUACGCUCAGCAGCCUCAGGGUGGCGGCGCCCCGUCCACUACUGUGCGCAAUGCUGCUACCGACACCACCGCUGCUCCCGUCCGCUAUGGCGUCGCCGCUAGCCUCACUGGCAGUGGCAUGCCGCCGCCGCCGCUGCCACCAUGGGAAGGCGGCGGUGUGGGCAUGGCUGCGCAGCCUGCCGCCGUUGGUGGCGGCGCCGCUGCGGCGGUAAUAACAGACGCCGCCGCCGCCGCCGCCGCCGCCGGCAUGCCUGCAGCUGCUGCUGCGUACGAGCCCGUGCACGUGCUGCGGCGGCUGUCGCUCAAGCUGUACGGCUGCUCGCCCGCCGACCUCAUGCCUGACACACGGCAGCGGCUGGCGGCGUGGCUGGCUUCGAUGGACCUGGCGCUCAUGCAGCUGACGGUGCGGACCGGCUGCGCGCACCUGGUUAUGGACGUGCUGGCGGGCGGCCGGCCGGCGGCCGGCCGCCGGGCCGGCGGCGGUGGCGGUGGCGAUGCGGCGGUGGCGAGCCGGCAGCCCACGCCGCCAUCAUCAACGUCAUCGCCAGCGGCCCAGACCGACGCCUCGGACCGCAGUCCGUCAUCGGAGGCAAGCCCGCCGUCCGCAGCGGGGCACGCAGUAGUGGCGGCGGCGGCAGAAAUUGCUGGCGCAGCCAGCAGCGCAGUCGGCAUGUCAAGUGUGGCCGCCGGCGGUGCCGACGGUGGCGCUGCCGUCACACCAGCCGCGGCAGCUGUGACGGCCGCGCUUGUGAUGGGCAUGUUCGAGGAAGCCAGGGCGCAUGGCAGUAGCAGUGGCAGCAGCAGCAGUGCACGAAGCUUGCGCGGGCUGCUGCUGGGCACGUCGCCUGCCAACGCGCCGCCACCACGGCCGCGCCACCAGCCACCGCAGCCGGCGGUGGACGGCGCCUCUGCCGCUCCCGGCCACACCUUCACAGCAACGUCGCCGUCUCCUGCACCAGGCUCAUAUGCCACGGCCGCCACGCCUGCUGGUGUAGCUGGUGCCGCUGCCGUGCUAUCGCCGCCAAGGCCUGCUGCUGUGGCUGGGCGACCGCCGUCGCUCAUGUCCUCGAGCAGCAUAGGCACCGGCGGCACGGUGGCCACGGGCCGGCACGGCGGCAGCAGUACCGCCAGCGGUGGCGUCAGCAGCAGCGGCAUGGCGCAGAGCGUCAUGAUGAUGGUGAGUGACAGUCCUGAAGGCUCGGCGGCCAGAGUCAGAGAGCUUUACGGCUACAGGGGCAGCAACGAGUAUCGCCCGCCGGGCGGCGGCACUGGCGGUGACACCAGCAGGGCCGCCAUGAGCGGUGGCAACCGGCAAAGCGGCAGCUGCAGGAGCACAGCUGCCGCCGAAGGCACGUCGACGGAGGUGGCGCCCGGCGGCGCGGUAAGGCCGACGGGGACGCUCAUGCAGCAGCUCCGCGCGCGCGACGGCGGCAGCGGCAGCGUCUUCCAGAUCGGCAGCCCUGCCAGCGACGACCCGUCGCCGCCGGCUCCCCCGCCGUCGCUUGCGGCAGAGGUGCCUUUGGUGCCUUCGCUGUCGACGCCGCUUGAGCAGCAGCAGCCUCAGGCUGCGGGUGACGAUCUGGGUGUUGCGGGCGGUCAUGUUGCGGCAUCGCGGCCGCAGCCCAUGGAGGGGCUGGUCGCGGCCUCUGCCGCUGCCAUCAUGCGUGCCCUGCGUGACUCCGACGAGCACACGCCCAUGGCAAGCCCGGCAGCAUCCGUGCAACAACCAGCACCCACCGCAACGACAACGGACAACACCGCCGGAGCGCACGACGCAGGAAGCGGAGCUGCGGCCGCCGCCGCGCCAACCACCCCCGGCUGGGCUGAGGCCCAAGGCCGCGCGCUGCUGCGGCUGCUGGCACUGGCUGCCGCCGGCCCGUCCCAGGCAGCCGGCGGAGUAGACACCCUCUCACCUGAUGAUUCUCCUGGGAGUGCUGCUGGAGGUGUAGCAGGUGGCGGCGAGGUGGCCGCUGCUGCCGCGCAGCAGCAGGCCGCCCUGACUCGGCUCCUGCAGGACCUGCUGGGGCCGCGCUGGGGCGAGCCCGGGGACGAAGGGCAGGAGGCGUGCGUGGGGCACCGGGUCAUGCUGCAGCUGGAGAAUCAGGCACUGUGCUGGGUGCAACCUCCCAGCCAGUCACGACUGGAGUUCCAAGCAGUGUUGCCCCAGCUGCUUCCAGCAGCGCCGCUCACGGCUGCGCCCUCUCAGCAGGCGCGGCGGGAGGUGGCCCCCGUAGCGCCGCCGCCGUCGCCAACCCCGGAGCCAACCCCUCCAGCCUUGGUGCUGUCCGUGAUGCCGCCCGCCGUGAUCGCUGGCGGCGUGUCGCCGCCGUGCGUUGUGGUUACGCUGCUUGGCAGUGAAGGGCCAUAUUCACCGUUUUCCUUGAAACACGGAACACCCAUUUACCGUGAAGGCACUGGUCUGCUGCCCGCAUCAGACACGGAGGUAACGGAGCCGCCCGUGGUGCCAUUGACGCCCAGCAGCGCCGCCGGAGGAGGUGCGGCAGCUGCGGGGCGCCGCCGGCAGUCGCCGCUUAUGCCGCCGCUGCCGGCGGCACAGCUGCACGUGCGUCAGGGCGGCGAGCCGCUACUCUCCUGCCAGCUGGCGUCUCUACCCCUCCGGCGCGUGGCGCUGAUCCCGGCAUCGCCCAAACCCGCCGCAGAGGCAGUGGCGCCGCCGGCACCGCCCGCCGGUGCGACGCUUCCUAUCCUGCUGCAGGGCUUGACGCUGACCGACGAAAGUGAGCCGCCGCCAUCGCUCAAUGCGGCGGCGCAGCCGACGCGGGCACCCGUCGGCGGGCGGCGCUACACCGCCGCAGACUACCCUCUCAGCCGGCUCGCCAGUAGCUCUCUGGACCCUGGUGUUGUUCACAGCGUGGCAGCUGCUGCUAGCAGCAGCCGCUCCGACCCAGCAGACCCUGGGCCGCCGGGGGCGGCACCUGCAGUGGCGACGGAGCGUCAUCACGCCUCCACAGCUGUGGCCGUGUCGCUGACGCUGCCGCCCCUGGCCGCCGCCGGCCUCGCCGUCAUCGAAUGCAGCAGCGGAGAUAUGCUGGGCGGCUGGCAGCCGCUGGUGGUGCUGCCGGCGGCCUUCCCGGGUGCCGCGGCCGCGGCGGCCGAGCUGAGCGCGCUGGUUGCGGCGGCGGAGGCGGCGGCGGAGGCGGCGGAGGCGGCGGCCGGCCGCACAUCCGCGCCAGCAGCGCCUGGUGGUGGUCCGGCCCCUCACAAACACCCUACGGAUGGUGUUGCUGACCUCACCUCAGCAGCACCAGAAGCAGCAGUGGCGGCCACGCCUGCUACAGCGGCUGUGGCUGUAGCAGCUGUCGGUGGCGCCGCGGGUGUGCGCGACUUCCUGGUGGACCUGGGUCGGCUGCUGCAGCUGGGGGCGGCGGCCGCGCCGCUGGAGGCGCUGGGGUACACAGACGACUGGGCAGCGUACGAGGCCUACGCGGAAGCCAAGGCGGCCAUGCCCGACGCUGUGCUAACGGCCGGACGGGUGCUGCGGCAAUGCAUGGCGUGGCGCCUUCCUUCGUGCACAGCUCUGGCAGCGAGCCUGAUGCUGGACUUUGCGCAGGUGCCGCAGUAGACCGGCAGCGGCGGGAUGCACACGUACGUGCAGCGCCGUGGUCUUUCGUGGGCCAGAUUUUGCUGGGGCCACACGGCGGUGUUGAUCCCCAUUACAGGCGCCCCGAUGGCUAACGUGGCGGAGAGAAGGAGAGAACAAGCACACACGAGCAACGCAACGCUACAGACUUGGCACUGCUGAGAUGUGCCCCCACAUGUUGCAGUAACAAAUGUGCCUGCCCACCGCCCAAAUGUCCCCCAUCCGGUGUAACAGCCGGCCGCUAGACUGUGCAGCCGCAUUUUGUCAGGGGCUUAAACUUCCUGUGAUAGGCAGCGUGCUAGUCAGAGUGGUUGCGAAAUUAGGGUUUACUGUGAUGUGGUUUGAAUUGUUGGGUCUCAGAUCACAAAACUGGUACACCAAAAACCAUCAGGGGUUAUGUCCCCCACAACUGCUCAAGCGUUUCGGAUUUCACAAUCCAGUGAAUUUAUUACGGUGUAGGCGUUCUUGUGCCCGGAAGUGCUGCCGCAGCGCGCUGCUUAAUCAAGUAACGCACGUGUGUAUGGCUGAGAGCAACGGCGGCAUUGCACUCGGCGCUCACAUGAUGACAACACUUUCACUGCUACCCCCAUGCCGGCUUGAUGCGCCUGCAGCUUAGUCAAAUUAAGCGUAAGCCAUGCUAACCGAACCGUGACUUCUCUUUAUGGCAUUCGGACAUGUACGAGGCGUGGGUGAGUGUGCGUGCGUGCCAGCGAUGUAUGGUGGAAUACUUUGAGUACGUAGGGCUGAGGUUACUCAUUACUAUGUGCGUUCCAAGAGCAGUGAACUAAGGGAUCCGCAUGCAUGGCUACAUAUGUAUAUGCGUUUGUCGCCCGUGGCUGCUGGGUGCAAGUCAAGGCACAGUGAUGAGACUGUGUGGUGGUAUUGGCCACUGCGCUGUGUACUGAUGAGUCUUGUGCAGCCCACAUACACCCAGCUUGGCUUUGUUCAGCUGCUUGCCGGUGAGCGUGCUCUUUUAGGUAGUUAAUGUGCACGCGUGCGUGUGUGUGGGUGUGGUGCGUGCGUGCGUGCGUGCGUGCAUGAGUGGGUGUAGGGUAGAACAGCCGCGCUAACGGCUCAGCAGGGAGGGGGCUGCUGUGGCUUGGCUGCGAGCGGCACAAUGUUAACCAAUCAUGCUAGGUGAAGAGUGGAAAUGGUCGUGGGACUGGGCAGGCUCCCGUUACGGUAUUGUGGUUGGGUGCUACCUUAAAACUCCUCCGAUAGUUAUUUAUCCAGCACCAGCCGCAUUGGGUGCUGGGAAGGGACAACUGUAGGGAAGUCCUGCCAGCUUGCACGGGCAGAGCUAGCGCCGACAGGGCAGGGCGCGGAUACGGAUCACUGGUUAGCAAUCUGCGGAUACGACGAAUGCAAUCUGCUUUUUGCUGACGCGUAUUUGCGAGGCCAUUUGAAACCCUACGAGCCCUGGGCGGCACUGGUUGUGGGGGACAGCUGGUAUGCACGGAUGGAUCAUCAUUAUAUAUGGAGGAGGCACGUCGGCCGCACAAUACGGUAGAAGGAUAGCAGAUCUAUCUAUGGUAGUGUGCAGGGGUAUGCGUCUGUGCGUAUGUAUGGCUGGGGUGCUUGAUGGAGUAAGCCGGGUUGAAGGGUGCGCACUCACACGAGAGCGCGUAACGUACGUACCCGGGAGUAGACCGCGUUCGAGUACAUGGGAAGGCUGUUUGAUGGUGUGCUUUGUUUGUGACCAGGGCAAGUAGAUUGGUUGUGAUUGAUGGCGUUGCUUUACGGAAACUAAGGGCUGCGGUCGAGGUGAGGGAAAUGUCACGUUGAAGGUAAGUAAUUCGCACAAGGCAGUGCGCGUGUUGUGUGGUUAUAUGCGAUGGCGUGGCCAGGCGUUGCUGACCGCUGUGGCCACAGCGCUUGAUUGCGGGCACCAGGGGAAAGAUGGGGUGAAGAUUGGCAAGGGGUCGCUGGAGUGAGUGUAUGGGGGGGGGGCGGGUUGGUAGUUGACGGAUGCUGAGUAUGCCAGGGGGCGUGGGAAUACUCCAGACGCAUCUGUGUCUGUACUUUGCAGUAACCAGAAGUAGUGAGCGUUGAGGACGCAACAGGAUGAGGGAGGUGUGCAGUGAGAAAGCGGUAUGGAGUGUGCUUGGCAGGCAGAUGGGGCAUACAGGGCAGUUGAAGGGUUCUACAGCGUGCACACAGAACCGACAGCAGGCGAAGGAAAGCGAAGAGUGUGUGAUGGAUGGCGACACUACGUCUUGGAAGGGAACCCACAUGUGUCGUCGGCGCGCGAUGAUGUGCGGACUGCAGCAGAAAUACGGAGUUGCUCGUACUUCAUUCGGCAGUAGUCGGCAAGCCAGAGCCCACUCAUGCUCAAGUGUGACGUGAUCUUCAGUCAACAUCGUUGCUUGUACUUCAGUCGACACCUG
Molecule: messenger RNA, 10452 nt
Organism: Chlamydomonas reinhardtii
Lineage: Eukaryota; Viridiplantae; Chlorophyta; Chlorophyceae; Chlamydomonadales; Chlamydomonadaceae
Exons: 7
Coding region: 725-8047 (2440 amino acids)
Cellular component (GO): nucleus
Molecular function (GO): DNA binding
Source: RefSeq, a predicted model, not a curated record